ACUCCAGCCUGGGCAAUAAGAGUGAGACUCCGUCUCAAAACAAAACAAACCCACAUAUACCAUGUUUCUUAACCACGUCUCAUAAAAAUGAUACUUUGUACUGUUGAGGACUUUCUUUUUCUUAUUUUUACCUUAUAUCCUCAUAUCUCUGCUUUGCAUUACAUUGCAACCAACCUAAAACUGACUUUUUUUAUUGGAGGCGCUUCGUCUCUCUUACUGGUAUGUGACACACCAUAAAGUUUCAAAUUUGUGCUAACCCUUCCAUAUGAUACUUCUUUUUAAGUAAUUUAACUGUCCUGUAAUUCUUCGCCUUUAUACCAAAUGUGCCUUUUUUUUUUUUUUUUUUUAACUUUCAAAGGAACCAAUUUGGAAUUGAAAAUAAAUGAAUCUAGAGUUGAAAUACCAAUUGCAAGCCUUUUUGUAUUUUUUUUUUUUUUUUAGGAAAAUGUUUUUUCUGAAAGUGUUUUCCUUUUCUUUUUUGGGGACUCUGUCAUGCCAGGUUGAGAGAGUGGCGACUUCUAUAAGACAUGGAUAGAUGCAAACAUGUAGGGCGGUUACGGCUCGCCCAGGACCACUCCAUCCUGAACCCUCAGAAGUGGUGCUGCUUGGAGUGUGCCACCACCGAGUCCGUGUGGGCCUGCCUCAAGUGCUCACACGUGGCCUGUGGCCGAUACAUUGAGGACCACGCCCUGAAACACUUUGAGGAGACUGGACACCCGCUAGCCAUGGAAGUCUGGGAUCUCUAUGUGUUCUGUUACCUGUGCAAGGACUACGUGCUCAAUGAUAACCCGGAGGGGGACCUGAAGCUGCUGAGAAGCUCCCUCCUGGCGGUCCGGGGCCAGAAGCAGGACCUGCCGGUGAGACGCGGGCGGACGCUGCGGUCCACGGCUUCGGGCGAGGACGUGGUCCCGCCGCAGCGCACUCCUCAGGGACAGCCGCAGAUGCUCACGGCUCUGUGGUACCGGCGCCAGCGACUGCUGGCCAAGACGCUACGGCUGUGGUUCGAGAAGAGCUCCCGGGGCCAGGCGAAGCUGGAGCAGCGGCGGCAGGAGGAGGCGCUGGAGCGCAAGAAGGAGGAGGCACGGCGACGGCGGCGCGAGGUGAAGCGAAGGCUGCUGGAGGAGCUGGCCAGCGCCCCUCCGCGCAAGAGUGCCCGGCUGCUCCUGCACGCGCCCCGCGACGCGGGCCCGGUCGCCACACGCUCCACUGCCCUUCCUACCUCACGCAGAGCAUCCGCUGCUGCGCUCAAGCUGCGUCGCCAGCCUGCUGUGGCCCCGGGCGUCACGGGCCUGCGCAACCUGGGCAACACCUGCUACAUGAACUCCAUCCUCCAGGUGCUCAGCCACCUCCAGAAGUUCCGAGAAUGUUUCCUCAACCUUGACCCUUCCAAAACGGAACAUCUGUUUCCCAAAGCCACCAACGGGAAGACUCAGCUUUCUGGCAAGCCAACCAGCAGCUCAGCCACGGAACUGUCCUCGAGGAGUGACAGGGCCGAGGUGUGCGAGCGGGAGGGCUUCUGCUGGAACAGCGGGGCCUCCAUCAGUCGGAGCCUGGAGCUCAUCCAGAACAAGGAGCCGAGCUCAAAGCACAUUUCCCUCUGCCGUGAACUGCACACCCUCUUCCGAGUCAUGUGGUCUGGGAAGUGGGCCUUAGUGUCGCCCUUUGCCAUGCUUCACUCAGUGUGGAGCCUGAUCCCUGCCUUCCGUGGCUAUGACCAACAAGACGCUCAGGAGUUUCUCUGCGAGCUGCUCCACAAAGUGCAGCAGGAGCUCGAGUCUGAGGGCACCACACGCCGCAUCCUCAUCCCCUUCUCCCAGAGGAAGCUCACCAAACAGGUCUUAAAGGUGGUGAAUACCAUAUUUCAUGGGCAGCUGCUCAGUCAGGUCACAUGUAUAUCAUGCAAUUACAAAUCCAAUACCAUUGAGCCCUUUUGGGACCUGUCCCUGGAAUUCCCUGAACGCUAUCACUGCAUAGAAAAGGGGUUUGUCCCUUUUAAUCAGACAGAGUGCUUGCUCACUGAGAUGCUGGCCAAGUUCACAGAGACAGAGGCCCUGGAAGGGAGAAUCUACGCUUGUGACCAGUGUAACAGCAAACGACGAAAAUCCAAUCCCAAACCCCUUGUUCUGAGUGAAGCUAGAAAGCAGUUAAUGAUCUACAGACUACCUCAGGUCCUCCGGCUGCACCUUAAAAGAUUCAGGUGGUCUGGCCGUAAUCAUCGAGAGAAGAUUGGGGUCCAUGUCGUCUUUGACCAGGUAUUAACCAUGGAACCUUACUGCUGCAGGGACAUGCUCUCCUCUCUUGACAAAGAGACCUUUGCCUAUGAUCUCUCCGCAGUGGUCAUGCAUCACGGGAAAGGGUUUGGCUCAGGACACUACACAGCCUAUUGCUACAACACAGAGGGAGGUUUUUGGGUCCACUGCAAUGACUCAAAGCUGAAUGUAUGCAGUGUCGAGGAAGUAUGCAAAACCCAGGCCUACAUCCUUUUUUACACUCAAAGAACAGUGCAGGGCAAUGCAAGAAUCUCAGAAACCCAUCUCCAAUCUCAGGUGCAGUCCAGCAACAACGAUGAAGGCAGACCACAGACAUUUUCCUGAAAUGGGAGGCAUGUAUCAAAGACUGGCUUGCUUUUAAACUAUUGGUGUCCAUACAUCUUUCCUCUUAUAGGAAAUAAGGCUACUGCAGGAACAGAUGACUAGGUUUGCCUCACUGAGUCUAGAGUAGAAGGUGCCAGGUGAUUCAUGUCCUAUCAUAAAUUUUGUAGUCUCUUUUCAUUGAAUUUGGGAAUUCCCUCCUUUCAUAAAAACAAAUCAAAAGAAGUAACUUCUAUGAAGAUCAUUUCAUCAGUUGCUUCUGAAUAUAGAGGGAUCUGGGUGGAGAAGAGGGGGAGAAAAUUGAUCAUAUCCACACAGGAGAGCAGCCAUGUUUUCUCUCCAUUAUGUGAUUCCCCUGCUAAACAGGACCUCCUUGCAGCAUCAGAAGAACCCUCUGGAUGUGAGCAGCCCUGGACAGAGCACGUGAGGAGGGGCCCUGGGCUAGCAGCUUGCUGGAUGGGAUUGGCUCCAAGAUGGGAGAUGAAGUCUAAAGGGUUUAUUCCCACAAAGGAAGUAACCCUCAAGGGUUUAAAACAAACUUCCUUUUCAGGGGAUAGCAGCUGAAGAGUGGAGUGAGAUGCAUGGAACAAAUUUCCCCAUGCAAAAUGGGAUGGUUUUCAUAUGUCAUACCCUCCCUGCCUGCCGCUGUCAUUUAAUCAUUCUAUACUUCUGAGACUGGUGUGAAUAUCCCUUCAUUCUAAAGAAGGGGCAGUUUAUAUAAAGAAGCAAUAGACUAGCACAUGUUGCAUGCUGAGCCAAAGGGCACUCCUGGCUAUCGCAGUUCUGUAGCAGAGCCCUGGUUCAGGUCUAAGGCAAGCACAUGGUUUGGCUUAAACUGGUUCUUAGGUUUUCUCAGAACUCAGUUGAGGGUGGGCAGAGAUAGCCGGUGCUCCAGGGCUUAUUGAAUGCCUGUCACCUGUUCUCACUUCAGUGCAGCGUGUGGCUUCUUAGCCUACAACGUCUUUCAUGUUCCUGGAGAGCCGGAACAUUCAUGUCCACAGGGUUUGGGAGCUUUUGGUUUUCUAGGGUAUGGUAACUGCUUAGGAAUGCACCCCCUACAUAUCUGAAGAGUUUAUUGCUGAUGGUCUUGGCCUGUUCCCUUCCAAAUCUUGAUAGUCCCUACUGUUGCUUUACCCGCUAUACUCAGUCCAUCAGAGAAAAAAGCAAGAGUGCCCUGUCCUUUCCCCCAGUGCUAGUAAAAUGCACCUUCCUUUUUAAAUUGGGUCAGUUUCUAAACAGAAUGAAAUUGCCCAGAUAAAAAUCCUUGUCCCCAUCAGGCACCACUUCAUUCUUAGUUCUUCACUUAGAUUUGCUGAACUUUUGUUGCUAUGGUUGCUGCAGUAAGCCUCACUCAACCUGUCACUAUGAAUGCUCAUCUUUUGACUGAGUAUAUCAUAUUCAUGUUUGAAUUCAGGUAGAAGUACAGUUGUCACUUGAAGGGAGUAGAUGUGGAAGGGAGUUUGGGGAGGGCUGGAAAGUGGGGAAAGCAAGGCUAAAGAAUGAGGGUUAUAGCUUUAGCAAUGUUGAUGAGCCACAUUUCCCGCAUAGAUCUGUAGCAUUUGCUGUUGACCUCAAAAUUUUGAGAUGAACUCUCCCAUAGGCCCUGCCAGGCAGCACUGAGACAUGGAGGAAAUUCAGACAAAAAAAUGGCUCACCCUGAUAGGGAAGGAGUGGCUAUAUUUUAAAUUAAACUUGCUUUUUCCAACACUGUGAGGUUUCUGUAAUAUUUAGCUUUUAUUUGGAAGCGAUAGCGUAUGGCAUUUUUUUAUGCUAUUUGGUUUAUAUUUCUACUGCAGGCUUCUUUGUAUAAGCUUUGCCUGGGCUCACCCUCUCCUGGACACUGUUUUAAAGUGUGAACACUGUCCAUGCUGCCAGAGGCUCUGAUGUGAAGCUGUACUCUCAAGAUCCACAGUUUUAAGUCAGUAUGAUUAGUAAUGAUUUUUUGUGGCAAUAGAGAAGCCCAUUAACUCAAAAACACCAAGGAGAGUAAAAAGGAAAGGAAACUAUGAAUCGUGCCUCAUCUUUCAUUGAAUCUUAUAUUUAUUAUUCUAGAAAAAGAGAACUUACGAGAUAGAGAAGAACUAAUAGAGCAUCUACUUUACCCCUCAGGCUGUCCAGUGGGGAUAAUUAUUAAUAAACAUUUAAUGGAAAAUUCAAAGAUCUUCCAAUUUAAUUUUUAAAAAGUUUUAUACCAAAUAUUAUAAGGAUUUAUUAAGCAGAUUAAGGACUUUGUGAAGUAAGUACUUAACUUAGCUGAGCACAUAUAUAUCAAAGUAAUAAAAGAAACUAACAUCAGAGUCUCCACUGAGCUACACAUUUGCGAAAGGUGCGCACUGCAGUUACAGACACCUCAGGUACCCAGAGGCAGCAGCACUAGACACUUAAGAAGUUAGUAUUAAGGAGAUUUCUAUUAAAGAAGAAUUCCCUGCUGCAUAAGCCAAUGGCUAUUGUGAGGGAAAUGUCCCUUUGCCUUUAAUUUAUUUACAUAUUGGGUACAGAUGAAUGUCUCAGUUGCAUCUUAAAUUAAAUUGAAUCAUUCUAAAGAGAAGAAAAGAAGAACCAGGUAAAAGCUGACUAGAUGCUGCCAAAUCAAACCCAAGGUCUCCUAACCGAACCUUAAUGGGCCCACUUCUCUCCCAGGGCAAGUAGUUAAGAGUCUUGUUCCAGUAACCCUUUGUAGUCAGUUGGCUGGCAUGUUUACUUGCUGCUGUAGCCAGCCAAGAUGAGUGCACCUAGGCCCUCAAAAAGGAUUUUUUUUUUACCUCAAUCUAGCCUGACCCUCAUAUUUGUGGUUGCCUCUAAGACGAACAUCCAUGCUAGUGUAAAAAUAAUUAGGAAUGGCCUUGGUAGCCAGGAACUGAAGCUCUUAUUACAUGGUGGAUGGAGCUCUUGCCAGCUUUGAUCCAGCCCCUCAAUCUUGGAGUUACGGGGCAGGGUUGGGGGGCAGUGCUACACUGUAAAGAAUUUCCAGAUGUUUCUUAAAAUGUUAUGAAUAAAAUUGGAAACUGUAGAAGUGUUAAUGUGUCCUAUGGACUCAAUAGCAGAGUUUAUUUUUGUUUUUAAUGGCAAGGCUUCUAGAGUCAAUGAUUGUAUGAGUUUGCUACUCUGGCUAUGCUUACAGCUCCAUCCAAGUACAAGGGAAGAACCAAUGAGGUGGAUUGGCUGGCAGCGGGGCAUGCCCCAGCAUAAGCCCUAGAGAUGUUGACAGUAGUGCAGAAUGAACACUUGGUUGGGGAUGGCGGGUGGGGGGUGGGAGUUGGGUGGGUGGGCUGGGAGGGAUAAAUGGAGUUUGUUUUACUUACUGAUAAAGCUUUGUGAACUAAUUUUAUACAAUUCAUAAAAUUUGGUGCCUUGUACUCGAUUAUGGUUUGCAUGGAAUUGAAGAUUAAGGGAAAGGAUUUCUUCUUAUCAUUUCAAGUGGCAAAUGGGUCUGUGUAGUGUUUAAAGGACAUCUGGUAUCACAGACUUUUAAAAAGCAUUUCAUAUCUCUUGUCUGUGAAUGCAAAUUAUUCUUACCAGCAAGUUCUGCAAUUUUGUUGUAAUGUCCAAAUUCUUUGUAUUUGUGACUGUUCAUCAGAUGGCUGCUUUUCAAAGCAGACUGUGUACCCCAUUGUUUUUCACUACCUUUAUCAUAUUCCAUAUGUUAACUUGGGCCUUUCCAAAUCAGGCUGGGGGCCUACUCAGAUAGGGAUAUAGUAUACAUUUUUUCAAAAA
This is a messenger RNA of Sapajus apella (tufted capuchin), 6305 nucleotides long. It is a transcript of the gene USP49, whose product is annotated as ubiquitin specific peptidase 49. The transcript is spliced from 5 exons. Gene Ontology annotation, cellular component: cytoplasm. The record is from RefSeq and is a predicted model, not a curated record. Gene Ontology annotation, biological process: protein deubiquitination. Gene Ontology annotation, molecular function: cysteine-type deubiquitinase activity; zinc ion binding. Lineage: Eukaryota; Metazoa; Chordata; Mammalia; Primates; Cebidae. Bases 528 to 2594 code for a protein of 688 amino acids.